ACAGAUCAGCCUCCCUUGUCUAUUCCACUUGAGCUCCCCUCCCUGCCGAGGAACAGGCUGGAGCACCAUUCUUGUGCCAUUCAUCCCCCUCAGACCAGGAUCAUUGUCCCCCCUACCACCAACCAACUCAGGAAUUCCAUGUAUGUUGUGCAAUGCAGCAGCGGCCGCAGCAGCCCACCCUUUCCCUGAUGUGACAAGGGCCCCUCAGGAUGAUCUGAAGCUUUCUUAUUAUUGAUUACAAGUCCCUUUUUUUUUUGGGGAGGAAGAGUGGGAACUUAUCUAUGUGACGCUUCCCGGUGCCCCCCAAGUGCCACUGAGAAUCACCGUAGGAUGAGCCCCUGAAUAGGUGACUCUUUGGAUGAUCUGCAUGCAUUUCAUAGAAGAGCGGGGCCAGAGAAAUGCCGCGUACAACUGUUUAUCAAAUAUCUCCCUUAGCGCUUCUACUUUUCCUUUUAGCGUGCAGCGGAGGUAACACCCAAGUGCAGAGGGCAGGGUGUAAGAACGUUCACUAUGACUUGGUCUUCAUCUUGGACACCUCUUCAAGCGUAGGCAAAGAAGACUUCGAAAAGGUUCGGCAGUGGGUAGCAAAUUUAGUGGACACGUUUGAGAUCGAGCCAGAUAAGACCCGCGUGGGCGUUGUACGGUACAGUGGGAAACCUUAUACUGAGUUUGAUUUGGGAAGAUACCAGACUCUGGAAGAUGUGAAAGAAGCUGCUCGAAAUAUUAAAUAUUAUGGAGGAAACACCAACACUGGGGAUGCACUUCGAUAUAUAACAACGUACAGUUUCUCUGAAGAGGCCGGCGGGAGGCCUAGGGACAGGGCGAUUAAAAAAGUAGCCAUACUUUUGACAGAUGGACGGAGCCAAGAUCUGGUGCUGGAACCAGCCACUGCUGCCCAUAAAGCAGGGAUCAGGAUAUUUGCCGUUGGAGUUGGGGAAGCUCUAAAAGAAGAACUGGAUGAGAUCGCCUCUGAUCCCAAAUCCGCUCACGUCUUCCACGUGUCUGACUACAAUGCUAUCGAUAAGAUCAGAGGAAUUUUGAGAAGAAGACUUUGUGAAAAUGUCCUGUGUCCAAAUGUUCGGAUCGAAGGAGACCGAUUCAAACACAAAAACGGCGAAAGAGAUGAAAUUCCAGAUAGGUGUCCUGGAAUUCAAUGCAAAUCUCAAGGUUUUGAUCUCAUGGACUUAUUCCGCGUGAAAGAGACAUUCGGAAUGAAGGAGAAUGGAGUGCAGAGUUCUUAUGUCCGACUUGGAACCAUGCCCAUUGUGCAGCAGACUGAGGACAUAUUCCCACAAGGACUUCCGGAUGAAUAUGCCUUUGUAACAACAUUCAGAUUCAGGAAGACUUCCAGGCGAGAGGACUGGUAUAUAUGGCAAAUUAUUGACAAAUAUGGAAUCCCCCAGGUGUCUCUGAGACUGGAUGGGGAAAAUAAAGCUUUGGAAUAUAGUUCUGUUGGAGUCACCAAGGACGCAGUGAAGGCGAGCUUUCGUGGAACGCAAGUCAGCGAUCUGUUUGACCGUAACUGGCACAAGAUAGCGAUGAGUGUCCAGUCCAACACGGUCUCCCUUUAUAUCGACUGCAAACUUGUAAUGACUGUACCCAUCGAAGAGAGAGAAAAUAUCGACAUUCAAGGGAAAACUGUGAUUGGAAAACGCCUUUAUGACAGUGUGCCCAUUGAAUUUGAUCUCCAACGCAUCGUUAUAUACUGUGAUUCUCGCCAUGCUGAACUGGAGACUUGCUGCGACAUUCCCAAUGGGCCAUGUGUAAUCACUGUAGUCACAGAACCACCUCCUAUUGUGCCAACACCCACGGCCGCUGAACAGAGGGUAACGCACAACAUUCUCAACUGCUCUCACUGCCCCUAUGGAGAGAAGGGUGAAACGGGUUUACCAGGUCCAGAAGGUCCAAUGGGGCCAAAGGGAGAAGAAGGCAAGUCUGGAGCUCCGGGGCUGAAAGGAGAGAAAGGGGAGCCUGGAAGGAUUCUUGCAACAAAGGGAGAGAAAGGAGAGCAGGGAGAUACAGGGAAACAAGGGAUUUCUGGAAUCAGAGGAGAAAAGGGAGAGAAGGGAUCUAUUGGUUUACCUGGGGCUUUUGGAAGAGAAGGAGCCAAAGGAGAGAGAGGAGACAGAGGUGAAAGGGGUGAAACCGGGGCUGCAGGCCCCCCUGGACUUCUGGGACUGGAAGGACCAAGGGGACCACCUGGACUUGCCGGCCCAAUUGGCUCACCUGGAUUACAAGGGGAAAGAGGAGAGAAGGGCUCCAGAGGGGAGAAGGGUGAACACGGAAUAGAUGGGUUUCCUGGAAAGCCGGGCUCAGAAGGGAGAGAGGGUCCUAAGGGCGGCACCGGGUUGCCCGGCGGGCAAGGAUUCAAAGGAGAGAGGGGUGACAAAGGAGAAGCCGGACCUCCGGGACUGCCGGGCAGUGCUGUUCAGAUUGAAGGGCUGAAGGGAGAGCAAGGAAUUCCCGGACCUCGUGGACCUCAUGGUCCUAUAGGACCACCUGGACCUCCAGGACCACAGGGAGCCAUAGGAGGCCCUGGACUUCCAGGUCUUGAAGGACAGAGGGGACAGAAAGGAGAAGAUGGUUUGGCUGGAAUUGAUGGUCUACCUGGAGUUGAGGGCCCCCCUGGACCUGCUGGUGUUGCUGGACCCCCAGGACUUCCUGGUCCUCAGGGACUGCCCGGAGAAAUCGGAUUUCCAGGGAAACCAGGGAAAAUUGGGCUGACGGGGUUACCUGGAAAACAUGGGGUGGAUGGAGUCCCCGGACCUAUUGGUCCCAAGGGAGAACAUGGAGAGAGAGGUUUGGACGGGUUUCCAGGCAAAAUGGGCCCCAAGGGAGAAAGCGGAGGGCAAGGCCGGCCUGGACCUGCUGGUGAAAAUGGAGAAGCAGGCCCACCAGGACUCCCUGGAGCUGAUGGACAGAGAGGCGACAAAGGGGAUCAGGGAGAAAAGGGAAACGCUGGACAAGCUGGAUUUAAGGGGGAAAAAGGAGAUCAGGGUGCAGUUGGACCCCCUGGUUUGCCUGGCACAGCGCAUACGGUAGAUCCUGUAACGGGCGAGCCUGGACUUCCAGGACCCCCAGGGGAGAAGGGUGAAAAGGGAGAACAAGGAGAUCCCGGAGAACACGGUCUGAAAGGAGAAGCUGGCAAAGAAGGCCCAGUGGGGCCAAUAGGGCCAAAGGGCUCAGGAGGACAAGAUGGAAUAAAAGGAGAAUCAGGCCCUAAGGGAGACUCUGGCCCCCAAGGACCCGCCGGCCCCCCAGGACUGAGAGGCUUGCCAGGGAGCGUGGGGAGCCCUGGGGACAUUGGCUUGCCUGGAAAUGAUGGUGUGAAAGGGGAAAAGGGUGAAGCUGGGAAAGAAGGAAAGGUUGGACCACAAGGACCUCCAGGAGAAGCAGGUCUUGCAGGAAUACCAGGCCUCCCCGGCAAAGGAAAGACUGGAGAACCGGGAGAACGUGGUGACCCCGGGACAUCUGGACCUCCUGGCUCAAAGGGGGAGAGAGGGUCUCCGGGUCUCCCCGGGCAACCUGGAAGCAGGGGACCCCCUGGGAUCGGAAUUGAUGGAUCACAAGGACCCGCCGGCCCUUCUGGAGAGAAAGGAGCUCAGGGUGCAAGGGGAACUGCUGGACCUCCAGGUCCUCAGGGGCCACCUGGACAAGAUGGUUUUCCAGGAAGCCCAGGGGAGAGAGGACUUCCCGGAGAGCCGGGCCCGGCAUCAGCACUUUCCCUAGGAGAGCUAAAUCUGAAGGACAUUUGCACAGACUGCCCACCGGGGCCCCCUGGGCUCCCUGGAAUGCCAGGAUUUAAAGGAGACAAAGGUCUGCGAGGAUCCCCAGGAAGGGAUGGCAUUGAUGGCAAAAAGGGUGAACCUGGCAUUAUGGGUCCUCCAGGCCCAACAGGAUUGGAUGGAAUGAAGGGGACUAAAGGAGAAAGAGGAGCUUAUGGGGAAUCGGGACAAAAAGGCGAACAGGGAAUACCGGGAAUGCCUGGCUUUAUUGGACCCCCUGGUGUCGUUGGCCCACCGGGAGCAGAUGGUCUUCCAGGACUAAUGGGGCCACCAGGAUCUCCAGGAAAUAUUGGUAAAGAAGGUCCAUCAGGUCCUCAAGGGCCACCAGGGCUACCAGGACUUCCGGGCAUUGCUGGGAAGGACGGAAAGGAUGGAAAACCAGGAGCUCCCGGAGAAACAGGAAAACAAGGAGAACCGGGUAUCCCAGGCCGGGAAGGUACCAGAGGGUUACCUGGUUUCAAGGGACACAGGGGAGAUGCAGGGCCCCCGGGCACCAGAGGGGAGCCGGGAGCAGCUGGACCCCCAGGGCGAGAAGGGAGCCCAGGAAAGGACGGCGACCCAGGACCUCCAGGGCCUCAGGGACCACGAGGCAUUCGAGGACCACCUGGUAAAAAUGGACAAGCAGGCCCACCGGGGACCUCCGGGGUUCCAGGGAGCGCUGGCCCCAAGGGAAGCAAAGGAGACACUGGCAGUGCCGGUAUGCCAGGAUUUCAAGGACCCAAAGGACCAAGGGGAGAGCCUGGAGAAAGUGGCCCACCAGGAAAAGAGGGCUUAAUGGGAAAACCUGGUGACCGAGGAACCAAAGGAGACCGCGGAGAUCCUGGCAACAAAGGCGACAAGGGGAUGCAAGGAGACAAAGGUCAAGCUGGAGAACCUGGUCCACCUGGACAUAAAGGUCACACUGGAUUGAUGGGGCCGGCAGGACCACCAGGAGAAAGGGGUCAAUCUGGGAUGCCAGGUCCACCAGGAUCACCAGGAUUAACUGGUCCGAGGGGAGACACCCCGUCGCUGGAUACUCUCCGAAGGCUCAUCCAAGAAGAACUUGGGAAACAGCUUGAGAACAAAAUAGCCUACCUCAUGUCUCAGAUGCAACCAGCACAUAUCAAAGCUUCACAAGGCAGACCCGGACCCCCAGGCACCCCCGGAAAAGAUGGACAUGAUGGUCGCCCUGGGCCACCAGGAGAACCAGGAAUACCAGGGCAAAUGGGACGCGAGGGGCCAGCAGGACCAAUGGGUCCAAAAGGUGACAGAGGCCUCAAAGGAGAAAGAGGAGAAGCUGGAGUUGGAAUGAGGGGAGACCCUGGCCCCCCGGGAACACCAGGUCUGGCGGGUGAGCCGGGGUAUGCUAAAGAUGGUCUACCAGGAACCCCAGGACCUCAAGGAGAACCAGGGUUACCAGGAUCUGCUGGACCUCAAGGACCACCAGGUCAAAACGGACAAUGUGAUCUAUCCCAAUGUGCCUACUAUGCAAGUCUUGCUUCAAGACCUGGCAACGUCAAGGGACCUUAAUUUCCUGAAGGACCUACGAACUCGUUUCUGAAACCUGAACAUAUUGUUUAAACCACCCAAAAACUGAAGAGUGCAAGAAUAUUUGAUAGGUUUAUUUCACUCUAAGGCGAAUUCCUUAGGGAGAUGUUUGAUUUAGGGUUUGUUUUUAUUUUUAACAGAAGACACCACCAAUUACUGCAGGUCGGUGAAGAUGAAUCGAUUUCCUCCGUUUCUUUUGGGAUAUACAUAUAUUUUUGGCUCUCUCGUUAUAUCUUUUGUUUGAAGAUAGAAUCGUACAAUGCUACAAUGCUUCGCUCUUUUCAGAGAUGUUUUUUUGUAGGUGCAACAGGACCCUCCUAAGGUGCUGACCAUAGACUGGUCUCUAUCAAUUCAUAAUGUGUGGGUAUAGCGCUUCAUAGUCAAGCAAACUCCCACUAUUAUGUGUUUAACCAGGGUGCUAAAUAAUCAAGGUUCCUCAGUCGAUCAUUUCAAACCCUGAAAAGUACUGUAACAUUAUGUUGAAGGUGUCCCAAAGGGAAACUAUGAAAUAUCCUACCUAUGUUUAAAAGGGAAACUAUA
Xenopus tropicalis (tropical clawed frog) is the source of this 5852-nucleotide messenger RNA. RefSeq names its product collagen, type XXII, alpha 1 (gene col22a1). Bases 399 to 5294 code for a protein of 1631 amino acids. The record is from RefSeq and is a predicted model, not a curated record. Gene Ontology annotation, cellular component: FACIT collagen trimer; extracellular region. NCBI's taxonomy places the organism in Eukaryota, Metazoa, Chordata, Amphibia, Anura, Pipidae. The transcript has 66 exons.